Messenger RNA from Penicillium vulpinum, 1710 nucleotides. Its product is annotated as flavin-containing monooxygenase. The coding region runs from base 1 to 1710 and encodes 569 amino acids. The transcript has 6 exons. The record is from RefSeq and is a predicted model, not a curated record. Gene Ontology annotation, molecular function: flavin adenine dinucleotide binding; N,N-dimethylaniline monooxygenase activity; NADP binding. Lineage: Eukaryota; Fungi; Ascomycota; Eurotiomycetes; Eurotiales; Aspergillaceae.
AUGUUGGGAUCGAGUAACACACGCCUCCCUGUGGGAAACAAGGACUUUACCAAUGCCACUGUUGUCAUUAUUGGCGCCGGCAUAUCGGGAAUGUGCAUGGCAAUUGAUUUGGUCAAACGGAACAAAACUCACAAUUUUGUUAUUCUGGAGAGAAGUAGCAGCGUGGGCGGAACCUGGAAUGACAACAAGUAUCCCGGCUGCUGUUGUGACGUCUGGAGCUCGCUCUAUAGCUAUUCCUUUGAACAGAAUCCCGAUUGGUCAAGAGAGUAUCCCGGACAAGAAGAAAUACAUGCGUAUCUCGUUGGUGUUGCAGAGAAAUAUGGACUCUACAAGCACAUUCGAUUCAAUUCCACGGUGGAAGAGGCCCGUUGGGAUGAAAUCGAGUCUAAGUGGAAAACAAGCGUCGUGGUAUCAGGGCAGAAAGACAGCGAAUUCUCGAACUCCUACGUUUUGAACUCCGAUUUCCUUGUCUCUGCUGUUGGGCAACUCAAUCUACCCCGAACCCCUGACAUCCCAGGCCUGGGAGAUUUCCAAGGGAAGAUAAUGCACUCUGCUCGGUGGGAUUGGAGCUACGAUAUGACUGGAAAGCGGAUCGCAAUCAUUGGGAAUGGAGCAACUGCCGCUCAGAUUGCCCCUGAAGUUGCUCGCGUUGCUUCCCAUCUCACUAUCUAUCAGCGGACGCCAAACUGGGUCAUUCCUCGCCUAGAUCAAACGGUAUCUACCCUUCAAAAGGCCUUUCUCCGAUGGGUUCCACCCCUGAAAUGGCGUAAGCGUGCGCUUCAAAUGGAAUUUCGCGAAGCUUUCUAUACAGCUGUCGCAGAUAAAGAUUCGGAUCUUUCGCAAUACAUUCGGACCUCAUGUACCGAGACGAUGAAAUCUCAACUGCCUAACCGACCAGAGCUAUGGGACUCGCUAACGCCCAGUUAUGCUCCGGGAUGCAAACGAGUCAUUAUUACAGAUGAUUAUUAUCCCGCUCUUGCCCGUGAAAACGUACACUUGGAGACACGGGGCAUCACAUCUAUUACGGAGUCCGGUAUCGAGGUCGAUGAGGUAGAUGAACAAGAAUACGAUCUUAUCGUCCUUGCUACUGGCUUCAGAACUGUGGAGUUCAUGCAUCCCAUCCGAAUUUAUGGCUCAAAUGGCCGGUCGUUGGAGGAUAUCUGGAAAAAUGGAGCAACGGCCUUUAACGGUGUUACCGUCGAGGACUUGCCCAACUUUGGAAUGCUCUAUGGUCCCAACACUAACCUCGGUCACAACUCCAUCAUUCUCAUGAUUGAAGCACAGUCGCGAUAUCUGAACACCCUAGUUAGGGAAGUGAUGCAAGCCCGUCAACAAGGAAGGACGCUGGCUCUCAAGCCAGAACCGGGUGCGCUGAAAAGCUACAACGAUAGAAUCCAGGCCAUUCUACGUGCUACCAGCUUUGCGGAUCCAAAUUGCAACAGUUGGUAUAAGAGAGAUGACGGGGUCAUUACCAAUAAUUGGAGUGGGACUGUGGUUGAUUAUCAACGUGAACUCUCGAAGGUGCAGUGGGAGGACUAUAUUGCCGAGGGAACCGGUAAAGACCGUGUGGUGAGCAAGGCUGCUACAAUAGUGAAGCAGGUUCAGGAGGAAAUCUUGAUAAGCAAUUUUUCUUUGCUUGUUGGCGCUAUGAGUUUGUUGUCGGCGACGGGUUAUUUUGUAGCUCAGUCGAAGCGGUUCAGAGCACACUGA